GGAGUAAAAAAUAGUAAAGAAGAGAAGAGAAAAAAAUAAAAAAACACUUCUUCUGACGGCAGCUUGCUUUCUCCGCCCAUGACGCACAUCAUUACUUCCUCUACUUUGCUACCCACAAUGCAUUUUUCUCCAUGACGUACUACUUUACUAGAUUUAUCAUGGCUUCUCGAUCAGUUUUAUCAAGUUUGUGCAUUCUGUUUGAGAUUGCGCAUUCUGGGGCUCAUAACAGAAUUAUCUUACCCAUUCACCCUUUGCCUUUUAUGAGACACUAUACACUAUACACACGUAGAGACACAGCAGCUGUAUGUACUGCCGGUUGUGGUUCAAUUCCUCCAAUGUUACGAUAACAUAUUGUACUAGUAAUACUAAGUCGCUCUAAGUAAGUACUAUAAGCUCCUUAACCAUGCAAUGACCCACAUCGUAUGAGAAUGUUUACACUCUGUUUCUCUUAUUCAUUUUGAGAUCGCUGUUCAAUGUAUAAUAAUAAACUAUUCUUUUUUACUGCAGUAUUCAAGUAUACCGCGACAUUUGAACACACACAUCAGCUUUCAUUUAAAGAUACCGAAUCUUGCCUUUUUUAUAUACAUGAUGGGUUCGGUUCUUCGGUUCGAUUCUUCGGUUCUACGGUU
Messenger RNA from Zychaea mexicana, 629 nucleotides. RefSeq lists its product as uncharacterized. NCBI's taxonomy places the organism in Eukaryota, Fungi, Mucoromycota, Mucoromycetes, Mucorales, Lichtheimiaceae. The record is from RefSeq and is a predicted model, not a curated record. The transcript is spliced from 2 exons. The coding region runs from base 132 to 347 and encodes 71 amino acids.